This is a messenger RNA of Mesorhabditis spiculigera, 636 nucleotides long. The record is from the annotation of a GenBank genome assembly. Lineage: Eukaryota; Metazoa; Nematoda; Chromadorea; Rhabditida; Rhabditidae.
AUGAUGCUCAAAUUGGUCAUCUGUCUCUUGAUUGCACCCUCUAUAAUUGAAGCCGAAAUGAUCCGAGAGAAUCGAACAGUCGCUAUCUUCGAGCUGCUCAACGACGUCUUUUCGGUCAGCCAAAUAGCGGGAGAUGCCGAAGCUUCUCCAGUCAAAACGCUUGAAAUGAUUUGCAUCGACUCGGCGCUGAGCAGCCACAAGCCCGAGAAUGCGCCGUGGGACUUGGCGCAGGCUCUCGUCGAGGCAUUAAGAGCUCCAAGAAAUUCUGCCAUCACUGUAGACGCCGAUGGGCCGUGCUGGCCUCUAUUGCUCGUCAGGGCAGCGAGAACGCUCCUUUUCACGCCAGAAGCCCUCGACGCCAGCGAUCUGGCCGAUCUGGACGAGAAGGUUGCCGAGCUCAGGACACCCUAUUUCCAAAGCCGGCCUGAUGCGGACCGCUGGCAGAUUGCCCAAAAGUUGAUCAAGACGUUGACUUUUGAGAUGCCGCGCGACUUCAGGAGUAAUAGGCUAAUCUCGAGACUUCAAGCGAUCACCACUGGAAGCCAGAAUGAAGCUGAUUAUAUUCAAGGGCUCGUCGAGUUGAUUUCACUAAUGUUCCACUACAAAAUCGACGCCCAAAAAUAUGUGGAAGCACUU